Pogoniulus pusillus (Red-fronted tinkerbird) is the source of this 3223-nucleotide messenger RNA. RefSeq names its product 5-hydroxytryptamine receptor 3A (gene HTR3A). Gene Ontology annotation, cellular component: neuron projection; synapse; postsynaptic membrane. Lineage: Eukaryota; Metazoa; Chordata; Aves; Piciformes; Lybiidae. Bases 1 to 1449 code for a protein of 482 amino acids. Gene Ontology annotation, molecular function: serotonin-gated monoatomic cation channel activity; acetylcholine-gated monoatomic cation-selective channel activity. The transcript has 9 exons. Gene Ontology annotation, biological process: monoatomic ion transmembrane transport; nervous system process; chemical synaptic transmission. The record is from RefSeq and is a predicted model, not a curated record.
AUGACAUGCAUUGCUCUCGGGGUGCUCCUGGCCCUGCUGCCUCUUGCCUCAACCCUACAGAGCCAAGCAGGUACCCGCAGGGGAGACCAGACACCGGAGCCUGCUGAGCCCGCCCUGCGCCGGCUGACCCACUACCUGCUGGCCCACUACCAGAAGGGCACCCGGCCUGUGCGGGACUGGCGAAAGACCACCAACGUGGCCAUUGACCUCAUGGUCUAUGCCAUCCUCAGCGUGGACGAGAAGAACCAGGUGCUGACCACCUAUAUCUGGUACAGGCAGCACUGGACAGACGAGUUCCUCCGGUGGGACCCGGCGCGCUUUGACAACGUGACGCAGAUCUCCCUCCCGGUGGAGAGCAUCUGGGUGCCAGACAUCCUCAUCAACGAGUUUGUGGACGUCGGAAAGUCUCCCCCCGUCCCUUAUGUCUAUGUUGACCACCACGGGGAAGUGCAGAACCUCAAACCUAUCCAAGUGAUGACUGCUUGCAGCUUGGACAUCUACAACUUCCCCUUCGACGUCCAAAACUGCUCACUCACCUUCACCAGCUGGCUGCACCACAUCCGCGACAUCAACCUCUCGCUGUGGCGGCAGCCGGAGCUGGUCAAGUUCGACCGGAGCGUCUUCAUGAACCAGGGCGAGUGGGAGCUGCUCUACGUGCUCAGCCACUUCCAGGAGUUCAGUGUCAAGAGCAGUGACAGCUACGCUGAAAUGAAAUUCUAUGUAGUCAUCCGGAGGCGCCCCCUUUUCUACACUGUCAGCUUGCUGCUCCCCAGCAUCUUCCUGAUGGUUAUGGACAUUGUGGGCUUCUAUCUGCCUCCCAACAGUGGCGAGAGGGUCUCUUUCAAGAUCACUCUCCUGCUGGGCUACUCAGUUUUCCUCAUCAUCGUAUCCGACACACUGCCAGCUACUGCUGUUGGCACCCCGCUGAUAGGCAUCUACUUUGUGGUGUGCAUGGCACUGCUGGUCAUCAGCCUGACGGAGACCAUCCUGAUAGUGCGCCUGGUGCACAAGCAGGACUUGCAGCCCCAUGUCCCUGCGUGGGUGAAGCACCUGCUGCUGGAACGAGCCACUGUUCUGCUCUGCAUCCGGGAUAGGACCAAAUUUAUCCAGAGCAGGACUCAGAGCAUGGACAUCUCUGGGCAGGUGGAGAGCAAUGACAGCACAGCCAAGCUGAACCCCUACAGCUGCGAGGACCCUCGGGAGCGUGAGGCAUCUGGGGAGGCGAGGCCCAUGCUGGCGGAGGGCUCCCUGCUGACCCUGGGUGUCCUGCGCGAGGUCACCGCCAUCCGCCGCUUCCUGGAGAAGCGUGAGGAGUUCCGCGACGUCGCCCGCGAGUGGCUCCAAGUGGGCUACGUGCUGGACGUCUUGCUCUUCCGGGCGUACCUGGUGGCCGUCCUGGCCUACAGCAUCACACUGGGCACCCUCUGGUCGGUGUGGCGGGAUGUCUGAGUGGCACCCGCUGGUGGGGGCAGGACCGGGAGGGACCGCAGACACUGUCUCCCCCGGGACUGGCCCACACACCGCCUUCCCUCACCAUCACCUGGACACAAGUGCAGGGCUGAUGGAUGUACCGAGCGCCUAUGGCCCUGCCUAAGCCUGGCACCAUAGUGUCUCCCGUCCCAAACCCGGAGCUCCUCGGGACCGGCCCCAGGGCGGCCGCUGCUUCAGCACCGCGGACAGCGGCACCUCGCCAGACUUGGCCCCAGGAGGUCCCCGCCGCACCGGGGGGCCUCUGUUGUACAGGAGGCCUCGCUGUACCAGGUGAUGUCUGCUGUACCUACUCCCUAAGCCCUCCCCUGUCCCCAGGCUCCUGCACCUUUCACCCCGGCUGUCCUGAAGAAGCUGCAUGUAGGAAGCACCGGGGACCACCAGCCCCUGUUCCCCAUUCUCCGUUACUCUGCCCACCUGUCAGGCUCCGCACACGUCUUUGUUCCCACCAGUAUUUGCUCAGCAGGUCCCCAUCACAUUCGUGCCCAAUGGUGAACUGGGGGAGAAUCAGUGCCAGUCAAUGGCAAACAAAUAGGGGUGGCAAUGGGACUGGCUCUGGGGCUAGGCAGUGCAGGAAGGGUCCCUGGUUGCUGCCUCAGCUCUGCUCUGUCCCUCUGCUCCCGAUGUCAGAAUAGAGGCAUGAGGCCAAGAGGAGUGGAAGAAAACAGAGCAGGGAGAUGAGCCCAAACCACAUGGAGCAGAGCUGGUUAGUGUGGUACCCACUCCCAUUUCAGAGAUGGAGGUGGCUGAGAGUUGUGACCAGAAACACCAACAGUGCUUUCAAAGUGGUCCCUGGCUCCACCAUGCUGGCCCAGGACCCUGUGUAGAGUUACAGCUUGCUCUUCACGUCAGUAACAUACCAGCUUGGACACCACCAUAGAAGCACCAGAGGUGAUGGGAGGAUCCAUCUUUGCAUAUGGUUGGGCUGUGGGUGGUGGGAGGAGGUGGGUUGACAGCAUCUGGCUCUGCUACUUUCAGUACCAGGCCCCCUCUCCUCAGACCCAGGGCCUUGGCAUGCUGUCCUGGAGCCAUCACCUGCAGGAAAACUUCCUGCUGAGUGAUGGGGUGCUGAGGAUGGGUGGAGCAGGCUCCUGCCAGCCCCGGCCCUUGCUAACACACUGAUGGUCUGUAAGUGGCUGCCUAUUGAUGAGGUGUCCAGUUAAAGAGUUCGUGAGACACUAAAUCAGCCGAUUGAUCCUGCUGAGAUCGAUGGUGCUACAGAGCCGAUCACCGCGGCGGGCAAUUAGCACCCUCUGGAAUGAGCUGCCUUCAUGUAACAUCAAAUGCUCCAGCAGACAAAUCCAAUGGGCCCACUGACCUGGGCACGCAGUGCUGCCCAGCCUGCACGCUCGAGAAGGGCACAUAGCAGGAUCCCCAAGCCGCUCUUGCCAUCCCUCUGGACUCCACUUGUGGACCUUUUGCAAGAUGCUCACCUGUGCCUGCUGCAUCCCACAGAUCGUGCUGGUGGCCACUCAGUCCUUGUCCUCCCCAGUGCUUGGAAGCCAUCCCACACCUGGCUUAACCCCUCAGUGGUCCCUGCCCCUGUCAGAGGAGCUUGCCCAUACCAGAGGGAGGAUCCAGCUUCUCGCUUUGCCCUCUUGCUGCUUUGGAAAGUGCUACACACAGGGAAAAAGUUCCAGGCAUCCCUCUGAGAGGAGCCUGGAUUUUCCUUUAAAAAAAAAAAUAUUAAAAAAAAUCAAUAAAUCUGAAUCUAAUCUCCUAAUAAAGGUUUAAU